Molecule: messenger RNA, 2236 nt
Organism: Brassica rapa (field mustard)
Lineage: Eukaryota; Viridiplantae; Streptophyta; Magnoliopsida; Brassicales; Brassicaceae
Product: serine/threonine-protein kinase WNK8
Biological process (GO): protein phosphorylation
Molecular function (GO): ATP binding; protein kinase activity
Source: RefSeq, a predicted model, not a curated record
CUGGGUGGAAGUAUAUAUAUAUAAUUAGGUUGGGUGGGGGUGAUAAUGAUGAAGAGAUGUUGUUUGAGAAGGACAGAUCAUUUGACUUUCCGAUAUGGCCGCGAGUCCCCCAUCAUUCCCCCACCCCCAAAUUUGAUUAAUAAUAAUCAAUUCUUUCUCUGGAUUUGAUUUGAUUGAUUUGUGUAGCAGCAGCAGCAGCCAAAGCCAAAAACAAACAAAAAGAAAGAAGGAAAGAUGGUGGAUGAUGAUCAAUUCAAUGGAGGAAGUUGAUCGAAUAAAAGACACGAAGAAGAGAUCGGGGAAGAUGGGGAUUAUUCCGUUCGCCGCCAGACUCCGCUUCCGGUCACGGUUUCGAUCCUCAAUUGACUCCUACUGCUUCGCUCAUGAGGCCUUCUCCGAUCAAGAAGCUGACUUCGCUGACAAAGAUCCCACCGGCCGUUACAUUAGGUAUCAUGAUGUGCUAGGGAGAGGCGCUUUCAAGACUGUAUAUAAGGCGUUUGAUGAAGUAGAUGGAAUUGAGGUAGCUUGGAACCUAGUCAGCAUCGAAGACGUUAUGCAGAUGCCUGGUCAGCUCGAAAGGCUCUAUUCCGAGGUUCACCUCCUCAAAGCUCUUAAACACGAAAACAUCAUCAAACUCUUCAACUCUUGGGUCGACGAGAAGAACAAGACUAUUAACAUGAUCACUGAGCUUUUCACCUCUGGUAGUCUCAGGCUGUACCGUAAGAAGCAUAGGAAGGUUGAUCCCAAGGCUAUCAAGAACUGGGCAAGGCAGAUUCUUAAAGGCUUGAUCUAUUUGCAUUCUCAGAAGCCUCCUGUUAUUCACCGGGAUCUCAAGUGUGACAACAUAUUCGUUAAUGGAAACACUGGUGAGAUCAAAAUUGGUGAUCUCGGCCUUGCAACUGUCCUCCAGCAACCCACUGCUCGAAGCGUCAUUGGUACUCCUGAGUUUAUGGCCCCUGAGCUGUAUGAGGAGGAAUACACUGAGCUUGUCGACAUCUACUCUUUUGGCAUGUGUAUGUUGGAGAUGGUUACCUGCGAAUAUCCUUACAACGAGUGUCGAAACCAGGCUCAGAUUUACAAGAAGGUUACCUCGGGUAUAAAGCCUCAAUCUCUCAGCAGAGUUGAUGAUCCUCAAGUUAGGCAAUUCAUAGAGAAAUGUCUUCUUCCUGCCGAAUCUAGACCAAAGGCUCUCGAGCUCUCCAUGGACCCUUUCCUCGCCAGAGAUGGAAGCAAGGACUCUGCUCCUCUUCUUGCUUCAUCAAGCACUGCUUCUAAACCACCACAGCCUGAACAUCUUCCCAUGGAUGUGGAUCAUCAUCAUAACGAGAAUAAAAGUGUCUCAGUCUCCUCCUCUCGGAAAAGCAACAACGAGGAAUCGUACCCCUGGUGCCAAACCAUUGAACUUCAGAGGUUUGCAGAGGAUAAAGAGUUCAGGUUGAGAGGAGAGAGGAGCGAUGAUGCCACGGCGUCAAUGCUUCUGCGUAUCGGUGAUUCAUCUGGCAAAGGAAGAAUCGUACACUUUGCAUUCUAUCUGAAUUCAGACACAGCAACAGCAAUAGCUGAGGAAAUGGUUGAGGAGCUGCACCUAACAAGCCAAGAGGUUGUAGUGAUAGCUGAUAUGAUCGAUGACUUGAUAAUGCAACUUCACUCUGAGCGGUCCUCCUCUUCGCAUCCAAAUCAAACCUCUCCACAUCUAGCCGCCCGUGACGAUCAUCAUGAAGCAGCAAAUCAGCUAACUGCGAACUCGAAAGAUGAAGAAUCAAUGAAGUCUGGCAUAUCAACUGACUAUUACUUGCCCUUCUCCUCAAACGGAAGUGCUGGCCAGGAGGCAGAGUCCAUGAGCUCGUUUCUUGAUUCUUGCUCAAUGAUGUCAACCCUUUACAUUUCAGACAACGAGUAUCCAGACGAUCUCAAGACAGAACUGAACAUGAUCGAGUCACAGUAUAACCAGUCCGUCCAAGAUCUGCUAAAACUCAAGGAAGAUGCUGUUGAGAACGCAAAGAGAAAAUGGAUUAUGAAAAAGCAAAAAGGUUUGUGAUCAUCAAAGCCCUGAUUUUGGCACUUAUUCUUGGGGCCAUGAAUGGUGUGAUGAUGAUAUAUUUACAAUUGGUGUUUGGAUAUUUUGAUUUGAUGUAUUUUGUACUUAGCAAACAUGGAGUAGUGUUAUUCGACUUCUAUUAUUUCUAACAAUUAAACACACUGAACUCUUAAAAGAAGAAGAUCGACAUGUUUUGGA